AUGCAUCGACUCCGUGAGUUGAUGCGACAAGCUGUGUGGACGGUUGCAAACGUCCAGCUCUCAAGCUUGCGUGCUGUCGUGCAGCCGGACUGCACGAAGCAGGGCGCGAUAGAGCCGGGCUUGAUGACGCGUGCCCGCGGGUACAAUAACCCUAUCAAGGACCAUUCGUCUAUGGUCGGGCCUGGACGAAACGCAAGUGAAUUCGGGAUUCACAAGAAGAAGCGACGGCGCAAGCACAAGACGCUGCGCAAGUCUCGGUCCGGGAUCGAGACUCUUCAUGACACAAGUGCCAACAGUGGCCGUCGAGACGUUGCACGUCUUGACGUGGGCCUGUACUGGUAUCAGUACGAGAAGAUGGAGUUGGAGGACCCUCCGACUGACACGCCGGAGUUGAUCUCGCUUCCAGUCAUGAGCUGGAAGCGCUUCGCAAAGGACCUAAUGACAAGCGAAGCAGAAGAGUUGAGGCAACUUUUCACUGGAAGCGCCACUGAGAGUGAAGAUACUCUCAGUGCCUAUUCGAAGAAGGAGCGCUUCGAGGAGCAGAGUUGGGACUCACUGAAGUCGAGUCCCUAUUACGAGAUUCUGCGAGAGCACAGGGACGUGCUCCCGGACGAGAUCCCUACGGAGCUUCCGCAGGAAAAUGGAAUACAGCACGAGAUUGAUCUCGUGCCGGGGACGAAGUAUUGCGUGACGCGGCAGUGA
Molecule: messenger RNA, 702 nt
Organism: Phytophthora megakarya
Lineage: Eukaryota; Oomycota; Peronosporomycetes; Peronosporales; Peronosporaceae
Source: the annotation of a GenBank genome assembly